Pangasianodon hypophthalmus (striped catfish) is the source of this 1241-nucleotide messenger RNA. It is a transcript of the gene commd2, whose product is annotated as COMM domain containing 2. The record is from RefSeq and is a predicted model, not a curated record. NCBI's taxonomy places the organism in Eukaryota, Metazoa, Chordata, Actinopteri, Siluriformes, Pangasiidae. The transcript has 5 exons. Bases 75 to 674 code for a protein of 199 amino acids.
GCAGGCAGAUUAUCUGUCUGCGUUUAUUAGAAACAAUUUUAUGUUAUGUUUUAGGUAUCAUAUAGUCAGUCAUUAUGUUGUUAGUGUUAUCUGACGAGCAUAAGGAGCACCUGGGCUUUUUAUCUGACGUGGACCCAGCGGUUGUUGGCGAGUUUGGCAGAAUUGCUGUGGAGUUCUUGAAGAAAGGCUCAAACCCUAAAAUCUAUGAGGGGGCAGCAAGAAAGCUGAGUGUCCCAGCAGAGACUGUGCAGCAUGGUGUUGAGGGACUGAUGUUUAUUCUUACUGAAAGUUCAAAGCUUAUGAUCUCGGAAGUGGACUUUCAGGACUCGGUGUUGGUGCUGGGUUUUUCAGAGGAGCUCAAUAAACUCCUGCUGCAGCUGUAUUUGGAAAACAGGAAGGAGAUCCGUCAGAUUCUGAGUGAACUCGCCCCGUCUCUGCCCCGCUAUCACAACCUCGAGUGGCGCCUUGAUGUACAGCUGGCCAGCAGGGCUCUGAGACAGCAGGUGAAACCUACAAUCACCCUCAAGCUCCAUCUGGAGAAUGAAGACACGCGGAGCGCCCGUGUUCUGCAGACUGACCCCGCCACACUGCUGCAUCUCAUCCGUGAGCUGGAGCGAGCGCUCGCUGAGGUCAAGAGCAACCACUGCCGCCGAAUCCUCCGCAACAUCAAAUAGGAUUGUACGUAAAGUGGACACUAGAUGGUGUGAAAGGUCACCUAAAGCAGUGUUCAGGAGCACUUCUAUUAUGCACAUUUUACAGCAGUUUGAGCUCUUAGUUAAUGAACUGGUGAGUCAGGUGUGUUGUAACAGGAAAAACAGGAAAAUGUGCAGUUUAGGACCAGGCACAUGAACUCUGAUUGAAGUGUUAGAUACAGUUAAGACUUAAGUGCACUUGAGGUCCUUCAGCGUCAUCACCUGAAUGAAAAACACUCAACACACACUUAAGAAAGAUAUGAAUAAUAUUAGAGCUGGAGCAUUAAUGAUUCAUAUUUUAAUUUGUAUGACAAUUUAUUUGUUCUAUGGUUAUUAUAUUUUGUCAGUGUUUUUCUUUAGUAUCUGGAAAAAUCCAUAUUUUUGGGACCAUUUCAUAACUUGAUGAGGCUGAAGAGUUAAAUUAAUUUUCAGUUUCAAUUUUAAUAAUGUUUAAAAAAUUCAUUUUCUGUAAAUCUAAACUGAAGUGUGUAAUGAUAGAGAACAACUUGCUGUAUUCUCAUUAACUGUUUUAUAAAUACAUUAAUACAU